AUAUCAUUCGUGACGGGAUCUUGCUUACCGCGAUUUUUCUUAUUUUCUUGCUAUGGUCAGAGUCAAAAACAACGGAACAGAAAUUUGAAACAUCAAAUCGAAGGGAUUGGAUCGAUCAUUUUUUAAUUGCAACAGUUCCAACCUCUGAUGCUAGAUUGUCUUCCCAAUUUCAGUUGAAACCUCUCAAACUCGGUGGCUUCCAGAUCUAACAAUCACUACAUUUUCCAUCGAAGCGAUGAUAACCAUUCCGUAUCUGACCGCUUUGACCACAUACUUCAGCUAUGGAUUGCUCUUCGCUUUUGGCCAAUUCCGCGAUUUUUUCAGGAAAAUUUUCGAUUGGUGGCACGACAGCAAUCUUCAGGGUUACGCGCCGAUCUGUUUAGGGCUUGAAGAUUUCUACAUUCGACGUCUCUAUCUUCGAAUUCAGGACUGUUUUGGACGACCCAUAUCAAGUGCUCCUGAUGCUUUUAUUGAUGUGGUCGAGCGUUACUCCAAUGACAAUAAUAAGACAUUAAAACGAACUACAAAGAUAACUAGGUGUCUUAACUUGGGAUCAUACAAUUACCUCGGCUUUGCUGCAGCUGAUGAAUAUUGCACGCCAAGGGUUAUUGAUACAUUGAAUAGGUUCUCUGCAAGUACUUGUAGUACUCGUGUUGAUGGAGGAACUACAACAGUGCACACUAAAUUGGAGGAGUGCGUUGCAAACUUUGUUGGAAAGCCAGCUGCCAUUGUCUUUGGCAUGGGCUAUGCGACAAACUCUGCUAUCCUUCCUGUCCUGAUUGGGAAAGGAGGAUUGAUAAUUAGUGAUUCUUUGAACCACAACUCAAUUGUAAAUGGUGCUCGCGGAUCGGGAGCUACAAUUCGAGUUUUCCAGCAUAACACACCAUCUCACUUGGAGAAAGUAUUGAGAGAACAAAUUGCCGAGGGUCAACCUAGGACGCAUAGGCCUUGGAAGAAGAUAAUUGUCAUUGUUGAGGGUAUUUAUAGUAUGGAAGGGGAACUCUGCAAACUUCCAGAGAUUGUUGCUAUAUGCAAGAAAUAUAAGGCAUAUGUUUACUUGGAUGAGGCUCACAGCAUUGGAGCUGUUGGAAAAACAGGACGAGGUGUUUGUGAAUUGUUAGGAGUCGAUACUGCUGAUGUGGAUAUUAUGAUGGGAACUUUCACAAAAUCAUUUGGAUCAUGUGGUGGUUAUAUUGCUGGAUCCAAGGAGGUUAUACAAUAUCUCAAGUACACUUGUCCAGCACAUCUAUAUGCGACAUCCAUAUCACCUCCAGCUGCACAACAAAUUAUAUCUUCCAUUGAGGUGCUGCUUGGAGAGGAUGGUUCCAGUAGAGGGGCUCAAAAACUUGCAAGAAUACGUGAAAACAGCAACUUUUUCAGGUCAGAACUGCAGAAGAUGGGUUUUGAGGUCCUAGGAGACAAUGAUUCUCCCGUCAUGCCCAUAAUGCUCUACAAUCCUGCAAAAAUCCCUGCAUUUUCUCGGGAGUGUUUAAGACAGAACGUAGCUGUUGUUACAGUUGCUUUUCCAGCUACCCCUCUACUUCUAGCCAGGGCUCGUAUUUGCAUAUCUGCCUCUCAUACCAAGGAAGACCUUCUCAAAGCUUUAGAGGUUAUUAGCACGGUAGGUGAUCUCGUGGGCAUAAAGUACUUCCCUGCUGAACCGAACAAGCAGCAUCAGGAGCAAAGCACAAUGAAGUUGGAGUGAGAAUUUGAAUUCCAUUUUAAUGUGUAGUGUCUAGAAGAAGCUGUAGGCUUGGUUUGAGCGUCAAGUAGUUUACUCGUCUAUUAUUUCCAAAUCCUCUGAGAAUCAGGGAAUGUUGUAGUUGUCUAGCCUUUCAUGAGUGAGCAUUCAGAAUUGUCUGGCUUAUUUUUGUAUCUUCCUCGUAUGUAAUCUUCUAUUGGGUUUGGAUUUGGCAACUCGGUGUACAGAUAAACGUAAUUCAUUUAAUUCACAAGUGAUUUUUCUUUUUCCA
Molecule: messenger RNA, 1973 nt
Organism: Manihot esculenta (cassava)
Lineage: Eukaryota; Viridiplantae; Streptophyta; Magnoliopsida; Malpighiales; Euphorbiaceae
Product: long chain base biosynthesis protein 2a
Exons: 12
Coding region: 236-1705 (489 amino acids)
Biological process (GO): sphingosine biosynthetic process; ceramide biosynthetic process
Cellular component (GO): serine palmitoyltransferase complex
Molecular function (GO): pyridoxal phosphate binding; serine C-palmitoyltransferase activity
Source: RefSeq, a predicted model, not a curated record